Molecule: messenger RNA, 831 nt
Organism: Alternaria atra
Lineage: Eukaryota; Fungi; Ascomycota; Dothideomycetes; Pleosporales; Pleosporaceae
Exons: 1
Coding region: 1-831 (276 amino acids)
Biological process (GO): proteolysis
Molecular function (GO): glutamic-type endopeptidase activity
Source: RefSeq, a predicted model, not a curated record
AUGAAGCUUUCCAUCGCUGUCAUCGCCGCCAUCACGGGCGCCGUCCUGGCCCGUCCCUCAUCCCUCGCUGAGCGUGUGAAGUCUCGCGCUGAGGGCACCCGCCGCCACAGGACCCAGCCCAUGAUCUUGGUGGGUACUGCCGCUAAAGAGAACUCCAAAUUUGUCGCCGAUGUAGACAACACCACCGCCCACGUCGACUAUUCGUCCAACUGGUCGGGCGCCGUUCUCGAGCAGCCCUCCUCCGGCUACUUCAAGUCCGCCACCGGACGCUUCACCGUUCCCACGCCUAAGCACGUUGGUUCUGGUGGAACCGAGUCCGCAUCAGCCUGGGUCGGUAUCGAUGGCGAUUCAUGUGCCAGCGGUCUUCUCCAGGCGGGUAUCGACUUCACCGUCAGCAGCUCCGGUGCUGUAUCUUACGAUGCUUGGUACGAGUGGUACCCCGAUUACGCCUACGACUUCAGCAACUUCGCCGUUAAGGCAGGUAACGUGAUCCAAGUCGACAUCACCGCUACUUCUACUACCAAGGGUACGGUCAAGCUCACCAAUGUGAGCACAGGAAAGAGUGUCAGCCAGACACUUAGCGCACCCAGUGGCUCCGUUCUGUGCCGUCAGAAUGCAGAGUGGAUUGUUGAGGACUUUGAGUCUGGAGGCAGCUUGGUUGCGUUGAGCAACUUUGGUACUGUUGUUUUCACACAGGCUAGUGCCGCUCUCAGCACUGGUGGAACGGAGGGUUUGAGCAGUGCUACCAUCAUCGAUCUCAAGCAGGGUAGCACCGUUUACACUGAUGUUACUAUCAACAGUGGAUCUCAGCUCACUGUGCAGUACAUUUAA